This is a messenger RNA of Hyalella azteca, 939 nucleotides long. RefSeq names its product cell wall adhesin EAP1-like. Bases 1 to 939 code for a protein of 312 amino acids. The record is from RefSeq and is a predicted model, not a curated record. NCBI's taxonomy places the organism in Eukaryota, Metazoa, Arthropoda, Malacostraca, Amphipoda, Hyalellidae. The transcript has 3 exons.
AUGGCGUUGGCCGUGGACUUAACGUGGGUGCCACGGGAACGUCGUGACCGCGGGUCCGUUACUGUCACGGGUCCGAGUGCUGGCCCUGGCAACGGGUCCGUUACAGUCACGGGUACGGGUACUGGUCCAGGCAACGUGUCCGUUACAGUCACGGCCUCACACAGCACCCCAGCCUCCCACAGCACCCCAGCCUCCCACAGCACCCCAGCCUCCCACAACACCCCAGCCUCCCACAACACCCCAGCCUCCCACAACACCCCAGCCUCCCACAACACCCCAGCCUCCCACAACACCCCAGCCUCCCACAACACCCCAGCCUCCCACAACACCCCAGCCUCCCACAACACCCCAGCCUCCCACAACACCCCAGCCUCCCACAACACCCCAGCCUCCCACAACACCCCAGCCUCCCACAACACCCCAGCCUCCCACAACACCCCAGCCUCCCACAACACCCCAGCCUCCCACAACACCCCAGCCUCCCACAACACCCCAGCCUCCCACAACACCCCAGCCUCCCACAACACCCCAGCCUCCCACAACACCCCAGCNGGAGAGGAGACAAGGCUGGGACAGGUGGUGCAGGGAGAGGAGACAAGGCUGGGACAGAUGGUGCAGGGAGAGGAGACAAGGCUGGGACAGGUGGUGCAGGGAGAGGAGACAAGGCUGGGACAGGUGGUGCAGGGAGAGGAGACAAGGCUGGGACAGGUGGUGCAGGGAGAGGAGACAGGGCUGGGACAGGUGGUGCAGGGAGAGGAGACAAGGCUGGGACAGGUGGUGCAGGGAGAGGAGACAGGGCUGGGACAGGUGGUGCAGGAAGGGCCACAAGAAAGGCUGGGCAGGAAGCAGAACAGAUUCAGCAUCUCGCUUUCUCGGCACAACCAAAACAGCAACGGCGACAACAACAACAACAACAACAACUCUUUUCAAUUUUGUUAA